GGAUAAACCUCAUCCACUGGAGUUGUUUGUUCGCUUUGGAGAAUACUUCCUUCAUCUCAGUGCAUUCACUCCGAACAACUUCAGGUGACAGGCACAGCAGACAGACAUCCACCGAUACGGCUGUGGAAGAGCCGAUAGCCGAGGCAUGCAAGCCAUUUGUCAACGUCAGUAAUAACCAAUUUUUCAGUCCCGGAUACCCCGCAGACACCUACACAAAUAAUACGGAUUGUGUAGUCGUAUUGGAAGCUCCCACCGGCCACCUCAUCAAGCUGGACUUCCGCGACUGGUUCGAGAUCGAGCAGAGCCCCGACUGCAAGAACGACUUCCUCGAAGUGCGCGACGGUGCGCACGGCUUCAACAGCCUGCUGCACCGGCCCUUCUGCGGGAUCAACAGCUUCCCGCCCAUGAUGACGAGCAGCGACAGGCACCUGUGGAUCCACUUCAAGAGCGACGAGAACAUCGAGUACAGGGGCUUCAAGGCGGUGUUCGAGUUCAUCCCGAGGCCUUCGAGUCUGAGAACCCCAGAAAUGAUCCCAUGCUAUAUGAACCACACGUUGGAGGAAGAGGGAGAAUUUGGAAAAUUCGACAUAGAUAAUGAUACCCUAACUUUUUAUACAGUUAACGAAAUGCCUAUCGAUUGCCUGUGGUCCAUCACAGUCAAAAAUAAUUGGCGAGUGUAUCUUCAAUUUGCCGAAUUCAAUCUCGAAAAACCAAACGACUGCCACAGCAACUUCGUACAAGUGUUUUCUAAUAGGACCGACAUGUCUACGGAAUACAAGGAAUUUUGUGGGUCCAUAGCUGAUACUGUUCUUUCCACGGGUAGCAAAAUGUUCGUUAGGUUCUUUUCGGAGUCCAAGUCGAACAAGACUCUGUUCAGAGCGAAUUUCACCGCUUUCAGAGAUCUUGGACCAGGAAAGAACCUGAAAUGCCAGAAAAAUGAAUUUUAUUGUGAAGACGCCACAUGUAUUCACGAAGACCUGAAAUGCAAUAAGAAAUUUAACUGCAGAUUCAGGUGGGAUGAAGAAGAUGAUGAUUGCCAGAACUCCAAUUCCAUGACGUGGUCAGGAGACCACAUCAUCAUCAUCAUGGUGAUUUUCUCAUUAAUAUUGACGGGGAUGUGCAUGACUUUCAUAUACAAUUGUAUCACGAAACUCAUAAGGGACCACCGUACAAUACAAGAGUACAUCCGGCAGAGCCGCGAGCAUCAGCUGAACGAGCUGGAGAAGCACGCCCCGUCGCACCAGAAGAGCGAGCCGCCCGCCAGACCGGGUGGCCGUUCUUCGAGGCCGCGCGACUCCCCCUCCCCCUCGCUCGAUUCGGAGGGCGGCCGCAUUGCCGCCCACUCUACGGCGCCGUGCUACGUGCCGGGCGGCGACCUGCUGCCCAUCCUCGUGAGGAGCGAACGGGGGACGAGUCCUGCCGACGGAGACGCGUAUAACACAGAUAUUUAUACGGUGGACGACGACUGCCCGCCCCUGAUGUGCGACAGCGCGUGCCAGACGCGCGAGAGCCUCUUCACGACGCAGGGCUACAGCUCGGGCAACAGCACGCCCAGCCGCCGCAGCGCCCACGCCCACUCGCCACCCGCCCCCUUCAGCACCUUCGGGUACAAGAAGCCAGAGGGCAAGUUCAGGGCGGAGGCCAAGAUCGAGAUGCACACGAAGAAGUUCAGUGUGGCGCCCAACGAGUACGAAGACGGCAAGAGGAGGCCGUACAGCGUCCAGACGACGAAAUCGGCGCCCGACGUUAUUGUG
Molecule: messenger RNA, 1754 nt
Organism: Phaedon cochleariae (mustard beetle)
Lineage: Eukaryota; Metazoa; Arthropoda; Insecta; Coleoptera; Chrysomelidae
Source: the annotation of a GenBank genome assembly